Messenger RNA from Poeciliopsis prolifica (blackstripe livebearer), 540 nucleotides. RefSeq names its product protein IMPACT homolog. The record is from RefSeq and is a predicted model, not a curated record. The transcript has 5 exons. NCBI's taxonomy places the organism in Eukaryota, Metazoa, Chordata, Actinopteri, Cyprinodontiformes, Poeciliidae. Bases 178 to 528 code for a protein of 116 amino acids.
AGGUGCAGCAGGGAGGUGUUCUUGGCCCUCGUGGAUUCUCCGUGUUCUUUUCUCUCAGAUUGUUUCGCGCUGCUGCAGGUGAAGGUAGAAAGAGCUGCAGUGGAUUCAGCAGCAUGGAUCAGUGUGAGGACAGAGAGGAGGGAGACCCUCCCUCUAAAACCUCUCUGUGUGGGGAAGAUGAGAGCCAGAGCAAAGGUCAGAGGAUCCUUCAGAGACUCAAAUCAGAACCAGGACCAGGACCAGAAUCAGGACCAGAACCAGGACCAGAACCAGAACCAGGACCAGGACCAGGACCAGAACCAGCACCAGGACCAGAGCCCCGCUGUGUGUCCUUUAAGAGCGACCGGUCAAAGGAUUUCGUCGUUAACUUUCAAUCUGCUGAUCUUCCACCAUCAGAGAGGUCCAGAUUGGACCGGGACCAGCAGAACUCAGAGGCUCCAGUGGUCCGUCUGCCCAGCAGCAUCAAACUCAGCUGGACUUCAUAUUUAUGGGUAUCGCCUCUCAGGUUCUUCAUGUUUUGUUGUGUGACUGGUACUCGCC